Molecule: messenger RNA, 1848 nt
Organism: Phyllostomus discolor (pale spear-nosed bat)
Lineage: Eukaryota; Metazoa; Chordata; Mammalia; Chiroptera; Phyllostomidae
Gene: LSMEM2
Product: leucine rich single-pass membrane protein 2
Exons: 4
Coding region: 551-1000 (149 amino acids)
Source: RefSeq, a predicted model, not a curated record
GGCCCCCUGAGCCCCCAGGGCACUGGCCUCCACGGGUCCAUCACCCUUGAUCCCUGGUGCCAGUGGGUCACACGGUGGUGGGUGCUCACCCCACAUUUGCAUGGCAAGGCGACCCAGCUGCAGGCAGGGGUCUUGGGGCAUGGAGAAGUGGAGACACACAGGCCCCUGCGCGUCUGGGCUGCCUCUUGGGGCACCGCUGCAGGUGUGCCGGACACAGCUUGUCUGAAGAUGCAGAGGCCCGUGUGUACGUGGGAGGUGGCGGGGCUCCCCAGGAAAGCCCUGGCAGGUGCCCCCGUGGAGGCAUGCCCUCGCCUGGCUUCCAUCGCCAGGUCCAGAGUCCAGCCUGGCCCAUGUGGGUCACUCCGCCCCUUCCCAUGGCUGAGAGCUGUCCCCUCUAAAUAUAGCCCAGCGGGCUGAGCGCAGGCCUAUUUUGGGCCCAGGCUGGGAGGCGGCCAGGCCUUCCCCAGUUUCUCGGAGGGGCUGCCCGCCACUGCCUCCAUCCCGUCCUGCGGCUGGGCACCGACAUCGGGGCGGACUGCCCACCCGUAUCAUGCCUGAGGAGACCCAAGAAGACACCACGACGCCGAUGAGCCAGAGGAACAGGGCACCGCUGGCCCCCAACCACGUGCAGGAGGUGCGUCUGCACCAUGUGGAUUCCAUCAGCGACCUGCACAUCGGAGGCUCGCUGCACUCCUACCUGGCCGAGGAGGCACAGCCGUGGGACGAGCUGCUGGGCAUCCUGCCGCCGUCGCUGUGCGCCCAGCCCGGCUGCAGCCCCCUGCACAGCCGUGGGGGCUUCCUGCUGCUGCUCGCGCUGCUGGUGUUCACCUGCCUGGCGCUCGCCGUUGUGGCUGUCUACUUGAGUGUGCUGCAGAGCGAGUCCCUACGCGCGCUGGCGCACACACUGCACACGCAGGAGGAGACGCUGCUCAGACUCCGGCUGGCCAGCCUCAGCCAGCUGCGGAGGCUCAACUCCAGCGAGGCCCGAGCACCCAGCUGAGUUGCCGCUUGGACCCCGAGUCUGGGGGGCGGGGCGGGGUGUGGGGGAGGAAUAAAGUGGCCGCUGACAGGUUCCCCCUCUCCCACUGCCGCUCCACACUACUUCCUUGGUGAGGUUGUGUGUGACAACCUGACCUGACUCCACAGCUGCCUGCUUCUCCUGGCGUCUUCGGGCCAGGCCUGGCCAAGCCUGCUGGUGCCAAGGCUCUGCUUUGGGUGGCCCAAGGUCAGGAGGAAGCGACACCAGCCUCCCAGGCCCUCCUGUGGCCUGCCUGCCCUCUUUGGCAUCCUCCAGAUAGUGGCUCAGAAGUCUAGAAAUAUCUGCCCCUCUGGUCACCCAAGCUUUGCCAGGCCUCCUGGCGGGGGGCGCAGCCUCAACUCUCGAAGAGGGGCCAGACUGUGUCAGAGGAGGGCCAUCUGGGGAGACUCUGGGAGGGCAAGGGUGAGACAGCACUGGGAAGAACGAACGGGGCCCGAGCUCAGGAUGGGGUGCGGGGUGAAAGCGCAGGCAGGGACACCCAGGAGCCAGGGCCACAGAAGGCUGAGCAUUCAGUUUAAUUCUCUCUUAAUAUUCUUUAAAAAUGAGCACAGAAAUCCAUUCCAGGUAGCCUCCCCUCCCCACCUGUUGUGACAUUUGUCCAGAUGUCACCCCCCCUCCCCAAGGAAGUGGUUCAUCCCUGGGGAGCGAGGCCUGAGAAAGGAGUCCCCGACCCUCCUGCUGCCCGCCGCACUGAGACGGGGCAGGCGGAGGGAGACCACAGUGGCCAAGUGCGGGGGCGGAGGGCCGGGAUGCCGCGUGGUCUGGCCUCCAGCCACGCCCCCCCAGGUCUGUUUUUGGUUUAGUCAUUA